Desarmillaria tabescens is the source of this 1137-nucleotide messenger RNA. RefSeq lists its product as uncharacterized. NCBI's taxonomy places the organism in Eukaryota, Fungi, Basidiomycota, Agaricomycetes, Agaricales, Physalacriaceae. The transcript has 5 exons. Gene Ontology annotation, biological process: tetrahydrobiopterin biosynthetic process. The record is from RefSeq and is a predicted model, not a curated record. Gene Ontology annotation, molecular function: 4-alpha-hydroxytetrahydrobiopterin dehydratase activity. The coding region runs from base 44 to 1108 and encodes 354 amino acids.
UUCCCACGUUUUUCUUCUUUUCGACGCGACACAUAUUUCCUUCAUGCUGCGUGCUCGAUUUCUUGCUGCGACAGCAGGACUAAAGGACCGCCCUUGUAGAGCUUCCUGUCCCUAUCGACUACAGAAACAAAUACUCUGUCGAUACUUGAAUGGUCCUGCACCUCAAUUACUAGACCAAAAUGACGACGACCCGCUACGGCCAUGGGCUACAGAGACUUACAUCAAGCCGAUAAGGCCCAUCACAGCUCAUUCCUUAGGAACCUUACCUCCGGAGCCUGCUGAGGAAAGGGUCAAAAUGGUACCGACGCAGAAAGAGCUGGAAGAGUUUAUGCCGAACCUAGUGCGCUUUGGAUGGACCAUUCGCUCCCUGUCGAGGCAUACCGAAUUUGGCUGGGCUCUGCACAUGGCGUACAAGUUUUCGGACUAUGCAACGAUGAUCUCUUUUGUUGGUCUGGUGGGUGGUGUCGCGAAGGAUGAACAUCAUCAGCCUAAAACAUUAAGUUGCACAGACAAUAUGCUUGAAAUAGAGCUGUGUUCUACGCAAGUAACUCGUCACCCUUCCGACGAACUCACUGGCCGGUGCUUUACGGUUAAAGAUAUGCGGUUCGCAUACCGUGUUCAACGACAUUAUCUCUCCAGAAUUGGCGUCACAACUGCAGAUCUUGAUGAACGGUACACACAAGUGCGACAGCAUACAGCAUACAUCAAGUCUGGUCUUCUGAGGAAAGCCAUUCAUUAUCAUUGGCAUGGAGGACAGGGGAACCUUCGUUUUUCCGCGACUUGCUCGGCGUGUUAUAACCCUGAUCAUAAGAUCGACAGUUGUCCUCAAAGACAUAAAAUACCACCCAGACACCCGUGUUCAGAGUGCGGAGAACCUCAUUGGAGAGUCGAUUGUCCGCAUCUGCGCAAGGAGCCCACGCAAGGUUUUUCCGUUCAUUAUAUUGACAGGAAAAUGGCCCGAAACGAAAACACAGUUCCAGGACCUCCCAAGCCCAUCACACGGAAGAUUCACGACGUAAAUACUACUUUAAGCGAAGCGUACAGAAGGCUUGCUGAGAAUGGAGAUGCUUCCGAUGUAAAGAGAUAUAUUGAACAUCCAGAACAAUGAUAAUUUCCCAUUUUUUCACAAUAUCAAGG